CCUCUGAACCGGAGAACGACCGGUCGGUGCUUUCCGCCAUUGCUGCUGACCUUCUCCUCCUUUCAGGUGCGUUCAAACCCCUCAUUGUUAAACCCUAAAUUCGUAGAAUUUACUCUCUAUGAGCUUUCUGCAACUUCCUCUUUCUCGAGUUCAUUGCUUCUUGUUCAUGACCUAACAAUUUGUAAGUCUUCUGUUGAAUCCGAAGGUAUAUGAUACUUUAGUAGAAUUUGUACCUAUUAGGGAAAAUUGUACAGAACCAACACCGACACCUACAGAUACAUAGUUUGAUAAUAUGAGCGUUGUUCCGAAGGAAUCGAUUGAAAUCGUUGCGCAGAGCAUUGGGAUUUCUAACCUUUCCCCUGAGGUUGCUCUUGCACUCACUCCCGAUGUCGAGUACCGGGUCCGUGAAAUCAUGCAGGAGGCAGUUAAAUGCAUGCGUCACUCAAAGCGAACUGUUCUCUCUUCCAGUGAUGUUGAUAAUGCACUUAAAUUAAGAAACUUAGAGCCAAUAUAUGGCUUUGCUGCAUGUGAUAGUUUGCGGUUCAAAAGAGCUGUUGGACACAAGGAUCUCUUUUACAUUGAUGACAAGGAUGUGGAGUUAAAUAAUGUUAUUGAGUCACCUUUAGCCAAAGCAGCGGUUGAUACAUCAGUUGCUGCUCACUGGCUGGCAGUUGAAGGUGUUCAGCCUGCAGUUCCAGAGAGCUUGCUGACUGAAGAACGUACUCAAUUAAAGCCAAUUCUACAAAGUUAUUUGGAUUGUUUAUCCAUUUUGCUUGUAGAACCCCAUGAUGGAAAGAAAUCCGACUUGAAGGAGGAAGAACUUCCUUAUGACUCUAAAGCACCUACUAAGCAUGUGAUUUCAAGGGAUCUUCAGCUUUACUUCGAGAAAAUAACUGGCCUUAUCUUGAACAAGUCUGGGUCUAUUCUAUUUAGAGAAGCUUUAAGGAGCCUGGCAGUUGACUCAGGAAUUCAGCCUUUGCUUCCAUACUUUACUUGCUUCAUUGCCGAUGAGGUUUCGAAAAAUCUAUGUAAUUGUCAACUCUUGAUUGCUUUGAUGAGGAUGGUCUGGUGCCUUCUUCGAAAUCCACAGAUUCAUAUGGCACCUUAUUUACACCAAUUGAUGCCAUCCAUCAUUACCUGCCUUGUUGCCAAACAAUUAGGUAAAAGAUUGUCCGACAAUCAUUGGGAGCUUAGAGACUUAGCAGCAAGCCUGGUUUCUUUGGUAUGCAAAAGAUUUGGACAUGUAUAUCACAAUAUUCAACCUCGUGUUACAAAGACUCUUCUCCACGUUUUCUUGGACCCCUCAAAAUUAUUGCCUCAGCAUUAUGGCGCAGUUCAGGGGCUAGCAGAUCUUGGUCCUGAUGUGGUUCGCCAGUUUAUACUACCAAAUCUUGAACCUUAUAUGCAAUAUUUAGAGAUGGAGAAGCAAAAGAAUGAAAUGAGGAGGCAUGAAGCUUGUCAAGUUUAUAGGACGUUACUGGAUGCAGCUGGUAAAUGUAUGCAUGGUUGGUUGAAGGUUUUUCCGCUCUCUCUAUCUCCACCAAUGCGUAGUACUUCGAAGAUAAAUGCGAAUAUCAAUGAGAAAGUGGUGAAGACAAUUUCAAAUAAACGCAAAGCCAUUUUGGACAACUCGGUGCAGCAACCAGCACUCAAAAAGAUGGCAACAGAUAACUCAUUGGGCGCAAUACCGAUGAACUCCAUGAUGGUCGAUAUGCAAGGAGCCACAACUGGGCUUCCAACACCACUUGGAGGUUCAAACAUCGGUGUCACUCGAAAUUUCCCAAACGAAACGAGGCCUGGUAGGGAAGGUGAACUAGGAUCUAAGGGUUCUACUGCUCUUGCUGUAGCAUGGAAAGAGGAUUUGGAUGCUGGGCCAUUGAUAACUUCGCUUUUUCAACUUUUUGGGGAAGAUCUGUUCUCCUUCAUCCCAAAACCCGAGCUAUCCUUUUUUCUGUGAACCAUUUUGAUAAUUUCUUAUCAAAUAUGUUGUUUUUCAUGUUUACAUCAGGCAAACUAGAUUUUGUAGGGGUUACAGAAUGUGAUCAUGUUGUAAUUAUAACACUAAUGAAUCUUGAAAAGGUGGUCGAAUCCUUUUGAAGAAUAGUUCAAUUCCUUAGAAUGUUGCCAUGCAA
This is a messenger RNA of Cucumis melo (muskmelon), 2132 nucleotides long. Its product is annotated as transcription initiation factor TFIID subunit 6-like. The transcript is spliced from 12 exons. Gene Ontology annotation, cellular component: SLIK (SAGA-like) complex; SAGA complex; transcription factor TFIID complex. Gene Ontology annotation, molecular function: protein heterodimerization activity; RNA polymerase II general transcription initiation factor activity; transcription coactivator activity. Bases 293 to 1957 code for a protein of 554 amino acids. Gene Ontology annotation, biological process: transcription initiation at RNA polymerase II promoter; RNA polymerase II preinitiation complex assembly. Lineage: Eukaryota; Viridiplantae; Streptophyta; Magnoliopsida; Cucurbitales; Cucurbitaceae. The record is from RefSeq and is a predicted model, not a curated record.